Molecule: messenger RNA, 525 nt
Organism: Talaromyces marneffei
Lineage: Eukaryota; Fungi; Ascomycota; Eurotiomycetes; Eurotiales; Trichocomaceae
Exons: 4
Coding region: 1-525 (174 amino acids)
Biological process (GO): RNA splicing
Cellular component (GO): exon-exon junction complex; cytoplasm; nucleus
Molecular function (GO): mRNA binding
Source: RefSeq, a predicted model, not a curated record
AUGGCAUCAGCUGAAAUGGAACUCGACCCUCCAGUGGGCGACAACACAGCUCCAUCAGGAACCUCAGAAGCAAAGACACAAGCCGGAGCCGUCGCAGUCCGAAGUAUCGAGGGAUGGAUCAUCAUCGCUACAAAUAUUCACGAAGAAGCUUCCGAGGAGGAUGUGACGGACCUCUUUGCUGAAUAUGGAGAGAUCAAGAACUUCAACCUCAAUCUCGAUCGUCGUACUGGUUAUGUCAAGGGAUAUGCACUUAUUGAAUACUCGACUCUCCCUGAAGCACGUUCUGCCAUCGAGGCCCUCAAUGGUGCCAAGUUACUCGACCAGACCCUCAGUGUGGACUAUGCCUUCGUACGGCCGCCCCCAGGAAACAAGGGCAAGGGUGGCAAUAAUCAGAGAGGAGGUCGCGGUGGACGAGCACGCAGCAGGAGGCUCGUUGAUGCUUCGGGAUUCUUGUCGGCACGCAAACUAUUGAGACAGAUUGUCCAUUCCAAAAAGUGCGUAUGGCACCACAAGGACUCUAGAUAG